UUCUCCAAUAUAAACCAACCAUCCAUGGCGAGAUCUUAUCAGCAGUAGAGGAGGAAGACUGAGCUCGAACAACAAUGGCGUUACCAACCUCAUUAAGCCUUGCAAUUCUUUCUAUUCUUCUUCCAGCCAACUCCACCAUCGACUCUCCCAACGCCACGCAUGAAAGCUUCAUCCGGUGCUUCCUUGACCACACUCGUCCCUCUAACUCAUCCGCCCAACUCCUGUACAUGCCCAACACCACCGCCUACGAUGCCGUCUUCCGAUCAUCCAUCCGAAACAUCCGCUUCCUCAACUCAUCGAGCACGACGAAGCCUGUCCUCAUCGUGUCCCCGACCAACGAGUCGCACGUCCAGGCCGCCGUCGUCUGUUGCAGGAAGCACGGCCUCCGCGUCCGGGUCCGAAGUGGCGGUCACGACUACGAGGGCAUGUCGUACGUGUCGGAAGGUGAUCGUUUCAUCAUCGUCGACCUCGCUGCUCUCCGGUCCAUCACGGUCGAUGCCGAGCACGGCACGGCCUGGGUUCAGGCGGGUGCAACGCUCGGAGAGGUCUACUACACCAUCGCGGAGAAGAACAGGACCGUCGGGUUCUCGGCCGGUACCUGCCCCACUGUCGGCGUCGGAGGCCACUUCAGCGGCGGCGGGAUAGGGACCUUGUCGAGGAAGUACGGCACUGCUGCUGACAACAUCGUGGAUGCCCGGUUGGUGGACGUCAACGGAAGGAUUCUGGACCGGGAAUCCAUGGGCGAGGACUACUUCUGGGCCAUCAGAGGCGGCGGCGCAGCAAGCUUCGGCAUCGUCCUCUCAUACAAGAUCGAGUUGAACUACGUUCCGCCCAUCGUCACCGCAUUCAACGUGAUCAAGACCUUAAAGCAAGACGCCACAAAGCUGGUCACCAAGUGGCAACAGAUCGGCCCCAACCUCGACGAGAACCUGUACAUACGGGUCAUCUCGCUAGCGAUAGACGACGACGAAGCAGAGGGGAACAGGACCAUCCAAGCCGUGUUCAACUCCCUCUACUUGGGAACGUGCAAAGAGCUCCUCACCGUGAUGGGGAGCAGCUUCCCCGAGUUGGGGUUCGAGGCGGCAGACUGCAACGAGAUGAGUUGGUUGGAGUCCGUUCUGUUCUUCGCAAACUACUCCGGCAGACCGACCGAGGUCUUGUUGGAUAGGAAGCUGGAAUUCGACUUCUCCUUCAAGGCGAAAUCGGACUUCGUGAGAGAACCUGUGACAGAGACAACAUUGGAAGAGAUAUGGAGGUUUCUGAUGGAAGCGAAGGAUGAACCCGUGUUACUGUUCAUGGAGCCCUUCGGUGGGGUUCUGAACGAGAUAGCAGAGUCGGCGACUCCCUUCCCAUACAGGAAAGGGAAUCUGUACAUCAUCCAGUACUACAUGUGGUGGCUUGAGACGGACAUGGAGACAACGGAGAGGCACCUGAGUUGGAUGAGGAAGCUGUAUGCCUUGAUGACUCCGUACGUCUCUAAGAACCCGAGGGCAGCCUAUCUCAACUACAAGGAUAUCGACCUGGGAAGAACCGCUAAUGUUUGGGGUCCCAAGUACUUCAAGAACAACUUCAACAGGUUGGCGUACGUGAAGAGUAAGGUUGACCCACACAACUUCUUUCGGAAUGAACAAAGCAUUCCGCCUAUCAAGUCGCCGAAAACCUUUGACGAGAGGGAGGGAGAGAGAGAGAGAGAGAGAGAGAGAAUCCUGAGGUGUCACAUUAUCUCAAGUCAUAGUAAUGUUCAGCAGGUAUCUACAUUGGCAACAACAGAAAAUUUAUGCCUUGUUGGCAGCAAUAGCAAUUACAUGUAA
Messenger RNA from Musa acuminata subsp. malaccensis (wild Malaysian banana), 1811 nucleotides. RefSeq names its product berberine bridge enzyme-like 22. NCBI's taxonomy places the organism in Eukaryota, Viridiplantae, Streptophyta, Magnoliopsida, Zingiberales, Musaceae. Gene Ontology annotation, molecular function: FAD binding; oxidoreductase activity. The record is from RefSeq and is a predicted model, not a curated record.